Molecule: messenger RNA, 537 nt
Organism: Suillus plorans
Lineage: Eukaryota; Fungi; Basidiomycota; Agaricomycetes; Boletales; Suillaceae
Exons: 1
Source: RefSeq, a predicted model, not a curated record
UUCGAUUCAAAGUCCCUUCCAAUCGCUCAACUUGAACUCUUAAAAUUCAAGGCUAACCAAAUUAUUGAGUCUAUCCAGACACUCCAGCGUACAAUCGAGGUUGGCGGACAAAACGCCAUGCCCGCUUGGCCAGACAUCCUCUCUAAAUACAAUGUCAUUCUCUCCCAAACACAUAGUUUCUCCCAAUCCCUAUCGUCGCCUCAGGCGCAGUCCCAAAUAAGCCAGGCGCAAGCUCGGCUCGGCUCCGGCAUGUACGAGAACAUCGCUCUCCAUCCUAGCAUCGGAAUGACGGAUCAUCAGCUCGACAAUGACCUCAUCCCUCUCUUGCGCAAUCAGCAGACGACAGAUGUAUUAAAUAUGGAAACCGCUACUGUUCGGCGUCUGGCAGAGUGUAUGGCCACCCGUGGUGUCAUUGCCACGAAUAGCGUUCAGACCGACCAUUCCCCUACCACCAGUGGUCGGGUGACACAUGAGGAUGUGCUGCAUGAAUGUGAAGAGAUACGGGGUGCGCAUGAUCAUCGUGUGGAGCGCGCUGUC